GUUGCACUCCCUGUUAUUGCUGGGAAAAUCUUGUUGAGUGAUGUUAUUUUGCUACACCCCCAGUGCCGCUCUCACAGCUCACUCUUCUCACCGUCUUUAUGAUACCAUAGGUCUCGGCCUUGUAUUGGUUUUUCUCUUUGUCUACCCAUCUCAAGCAAUUGGUUUUGUUUACUUUUGGGAUAGCCGUCUCGAAUGAACACCCUGGAACAACGUCCUUGCUUCGGCUGUACAAUAUACUCAUCGUUUGUGUCUGCUUGGGCAGCUUCGAUCUAGCAUCCACCCCAGCUAUUUCUCAACUGGAAGUGCGAACCUUCCCGUCGUCUCUUGAAGCAGCCGCAGUAUCGCUGGACCUUCUUAGCCAGCCGCGUGAGAGAAAAGAGGGAUCAAAUUGCAGCGAAAGGAGGAAAAUAGCGUCAACAUUCCAAAACAGAUUUACUGCUGGAUUGGCGGCCUAUUACAAUUUACCUAUCUCAUUGAGUUCCACACGCGGGAGAAUCCCGUCAAUUGAGAACCACCGUUUCCGAGGAUCGGCUUGAAUUUCGCUGUUCCUCAAUCCUGUCAUGUCCGCUCAACAUUCACCGUCGUCAGAGAGCCCGGGGGCUGAGGAUAAUAGGCGGAAGAGAGUGUGCAAAGCCUGCGAUAGAUGUCGAAUGAAAAAGUCAAAGUGUGAUGGCAACAGUCCCUGUCAGAGAUGUAAGUCAGAUAACACGAUAUGUAAGUUUGGAGAACGAAAGAAAGCUCAAGACAAGGUGUACCCAAAAGGAUACGUCGAGAUGCUAGAAGAGCAGCAAAAGCAGCUGGUUGCUGGCCUGCAGCAACUCUAUCGGCGCGCGCGAGACGGCGAGGGUUGGCCAGGCUCUCCUCUAAGGGAGUUCAACGGCCGACCCUUAACCCACGACAUACUCGAGGGUUUAGGAGUCUUGAAGGACGGAGAAGUGGGUGACGAGCAUUUCGAGGAUGACCUGUCUGUGUUGCAACAGCGCUUACUUGCCAGCGGUUCCGGGGUAAUGCGAAGACGAGAUUCGUCCGAUGCGAGUUCAAACGGCGACGCUUCCCCGACGUUUACUAAAAGUAUGCACGGUGGUGCUCCCUUUUCGGCCACCAACAUGCCUCCUACACCCCCUAAUUACAGUCCCUAUUCCCGAUCGCAACAAAUAACAACGCAAGCAAACAUAUCACCGACACUACCACAGCAAUCGGCGUCGAUACCACAUCCUCAUGCCCAGGCAUCGGAAUUUCAGGCAUCCUUCGCACAACGACAAGCCUUUUUUGGAGCUCCAGCUAUUGCUGUACCCCGCCAUCCGUCAUGGGACCAGGUCCAUGGCAAUGGGCUAGAUAUAGGACCACCCGGUUUAAUACAUGGCUUUGAUCCACCGUUGUCGGGCGAUAGUAUGGACUACUUCCAACGACCUGCAGCCUCCAUCUCAACGACAUUAACCCAUGGACCCAUCGGUCCCUUACACGGACAAACCGAGUGGAUAGAUGAAGAAUUCCAAAAGCUUUUCAACCCCAGCCCAGUUUGA
This is a messenger RNA of Coccidioides posadasii C735 delta SOWgp, 1523 nucleotides long. RefSeq lists its product as uncharacterized. Gene Ontology annotation, biological process: regulation of DNA-templated transcription. Gene Ontology annotation, molecular function: DNA-binding transcription factor activity, RNA polymerase II-specific; zinc ion binding. NCBI's taxonomy places the organism in Eukaryota, Fungi, Ascomycota, Eurotiomycetes, Onygenales, Onygenaceae. The record is from RefSeq and is a predicted model, not a curated record.